This is a messenger RNA of Bathycoccus prasinos, 627 nucleotides long. RefSeq lists its product with no specific name. The coding region runs from base 1 to 627 and encodes 208 amino acids. NCBI's taxonomy places the organism in Eukaryota, Viridiplantae, Chlorophyta, Mamiellophyceae, Mamiellales, Bathycoccaceae. The transcript has a single exon. Gene Ontology annotation, cellular component: MIS12/MIND type complex. The record is from RefSeq and is a predicted model, not a curated record.
AUGAAUUUUGAAUUUCUUCGCGUCUUCUUUUUCCCCCGUAAUGGGAUUGUGUGUGAUGUGAUGCUGACUUUUGUUGUGCGCUCUCUCUCUCUCUCUCUCUCUCUCUCUCGCGAACACGAACAAACGAACACAACCAACCAGGAAUUCGCGGCGCACUUCCCGACCUUGCCGAAAGAGUACCACGUCCCGCUGUACGAUUUAUACUCGCAACUCUACGCAUCCAUCAAAGAAAAAUCGAGGGAGGAAUUCGAGCAAAUUUUAAAGGAAGAGUCGUUGGAAAUCAAGCUGAAAGCGAUCGACGACGCGUGCGUCGCUCGAGGGAUCGACAUGAAUGCGAGAGUAAAUUCGAUCGAAGCGAUCGCGGAGGAUAUGGUGUCGAAAGUGGUCGCUCCGGAGGAAGCGGCGAGGGCGGCGAGGGCGGAUGCGAAGAGAAGGGAGUUGAUUUUAUUGGAGGAGGAGUGCGAGAAGGAACGCGUCGUCGAGGAGGAACACGUACGGAUUUUAGAGGAGAAGAGAAGAGAGGUGCAAAUGGCCGCUGGGAGAGUUGGGAGAGCGCAAAACGAGUUGGAAGAGGUGAGAGACGCCAGUUUGCAGUGGGCGGGGAGGCAGGCAUACGUGAGUCGAUGA